ACGAUGGACGAGUUGUGGCAGCUCACUGUACAUGUAUGGCGGGACUAGGGGAGUCAUGUAGUCAUGUUUCCGCAGUACUCUUCAAAGUUGAGGCAGCAGUACGUCUGGGAUAUACGACACAAGCCUGUACUGAUGUUGCUUGCCAGUGGAACAAUAGAUUUGUCUCAAAUGUGGAGCCAGCGCAGAUUAGGGACAUUAAGUUUUACAAGGAGGAGGCAAAGGACAGCAUCAAAAAGAACAGUGGAAAGAAAAGGAAGUGGUCUCACUGCAGCAAGGAUGAGGAAGAUGCUUUCAUUUCUUCCCUCAUGGAAACUGACAACAAACCAGUGGGACUUAGUUUGUUUGAGGGACCUCCUUGUUGCCUAUUCCAAAGGAAACCAGCCACGACACCGCACCGCGCACUACAAACUCCACUCCCAGCUCCACUCCGCUCCUACUUCACAGAAAGCACAGAACUCCAGACACAGAAAUCUGCAGACCUUAAAGAGAUGACUGUAACGAAGGAGGAGAUAGAUAAGGUCGAGAAAGCAACUGAAGAACAAGCGGACAGUGUGGUCUGGCAUGACCAGAGAGCUGGUCGAAUAACUGCAUCGCGAGUGUAUGAUGUUCUCCACACUAAUCAGGAAAAGCCAGCGAAGUCAGUCCUCCUCAACAUAACCAACCCCAACAUGACACCCAUCAAGACAGCUUCUCUCAAGUAUGGCAGAGAGAAUGAAUCUAAGGUUCUGGAGGAGUACGCACGGACAUCUAGGCAUGAUGACUUGAAAAUCGCACACAGCGGGCUUCGCCUGGAUGCUGAGCGUCACUGGCUAGGGGCAAGCGCUGAUGGCCUUGUAGAGUGCAGCUGCCACGGGAAAGGUGUCAUAGAGAUCAAAUGCCCGUACUCCGCAAGAAACAUGUCAACGGAUGAAUACCUCAAGAGCAAGUACUGCUGCUUGGAUGAAAACUCACACCUGAAGUAUGGCCAUCGUUACUAUGACCAAGUUCAGACCCAGAUGCAUGUUUAUAAUGUCCAGUACUGCACAUUCAUUGUCAAAGCAGGGAACAAACUCAUAGUCAACCAUGUACAACGGGAUGAUUCAUAUCUACAUGCUGCUGUCUCAAAGCUCGAGAAGUUUUGGAGAACGAAUGUUGUGCCUGAGCUUGUAACGCGGAAAAUUGAGCUAAGAAAGAGCGAGGAGGACGCAAAGAAGAUCGAUGGAGAAUCACUGUUCUGCUACUGCCAGGAGCCGUAUGAUCAAAAUGAUGAUAGUCCUGACAAUGUAAUGGUUGGCUGUGAUGGAGCAAAGUGCAAGUAUGAGUGGAUUCAUCUACGAUGUAUUGUGCCGAAACGAAAGACAGUACCCAAAGGGAAAUGGUACUGUAAGGACUGUAAGAACACUUAGAAGUUUCCCUGAUGUUCUCAUUUUGUGGCAUGCGUACUGAAUUGCUUUCCAAUUUUCUAUAAAAAAAAAUUUGCAAAAUGUUCUUCUCUUUUCAAGAAUGAUAUUUGAACACUUUAUUGACAAUCAAUGGUGAAAGGAAAUUGCUUGGUUUUCAGUUUAUGCAUGAAGUAUGUGUUUAUGCACAUUUAUAGGUGUUUUGAUUCCACACCUGAAGUUAAGCUCUUUUUUAUUAAGCAAGGUAAAAUGUUAUUUACCAAUGUACAUGGGUACUGAGUUUGUAUAUCUAGUAAUUUUUUUUCUACAUUGUAAAUUAUGUGACGGUAAAGAUCUUAUUAUUGUGAUUGAUGUAAAUCAAGUUCACUGUGCAACAUUUACUCAGUCUUUGAACAGACACUUGAUACUUAUUUGCUUUAUUUUGAUGCAGCAAUCAUUGUUCCUGUAAUUUAGUCUUUGAAUAUGUUGGAGCAUGUACUAACACGUGAACAUGGUAUAAUAAUAAAAGAUACUGGAGAGACAUGGAAACUGUACUGUAUUUGAUGUUUUUAAUUUACAUCAAAGGGUGGUUUUGUGAGAAGGAAAGAGAAUGAGAUGAGAAGAUGUGAAAGAAGUGUCCCAGAAGAAUUAUUUGAAGUGAGUGAGAAGGUGGAAGUAUUAAAGUUAAUUCCGUGUGUGAGUGUUGAUAGGAGAGGUGAUUGAAAGGAUUAAGAAUAGGUAAUUGUGAGUAGGCAGAGGAGGUAAUGAGAGAUUGAUAAAAAUAGAGAUUAGAUUUUCCUUUCUCUUUCCUUUCCACCACUUCAGGCAGGUUAUGUUCCACUAAAAAUCCAGUAAAGAAAAGCUCAGCGCUGGUCCCUUGCUUGGUGAAAUAAAGACAACAGGGUACUAGUGGAGCUCGAAGAUCUUGUCAUCGCAAUGUCCGUAGGCUAGGCUAUGCCGUUUGCUACCGAACGAAAGUGCUUCCGAAUUAUCAUCACGACCUCCCUGCUAAACUGAAAUGUCCACGCUGCAAAUUGCGCAAAAUGCAUGGUAAAUUCCUCUUUCC
This is a messenger RNA of Lytechinus variegatus (green sea urchin), 2424 nucleotides long. RefSeq lists its product as uncharacterized. NCBI's taxonomy places the organism in Eukaryota, Metazoa, Echinodermata, Echinoidea, Temnopleuroida, Toxopneustidae. The record is from RefSeq and is a predicted model, not a curated record. The coding region runs from base 36 to 1385 and encodes 449 amino acids. The transcript has a single exon.